Molecule: messenger RNA, 2727 nt
Organism: Cladocopium goreaui
Lineage: Eukaryota; Dinophyceae; Suessiales; Symbiodiniaceae
Source: the annotation of a GenBank genome assembly
AUGGAUGCAGCACUUGGGCGAUUGGGCGCAUCACUUCAAGAAGAGCUCAACUCCACCCUGCAACCACUUGUUCAGCAAAUUGUGAUACAAUCCACACAGAUUUGUGUUGAUCUUUGCAAAGACAGGCUUUCUGAACUAUUAGAUCAAGUGGAGAAUCGAGGAGCUCCUGUGGACCCAGUCUACACUGCUGUAACCAAAGGUCGUGGUCCAACACCAGAGGAAGCUGCAAGAGCUUCUGCAAAAUUGUUGGUUUCUGCUGCACUUCUGUCUUCGGGAGUUCUAGUUGAAGCACCAGAGACUGUGGGCUUCACGACACAAUCAACCCAAACGGUCACUGUCCCUGUUCCCGUUGCUCCCGUCCCCGUUGUCCCCGUUGCCCCCAGUGCCACUGCUGCCACUGUUGCCACUGCUGCUGCCACAGCAAGCAUCACGAGCCAUUCCGCAACUGGCACACCAGCAACAGCUGCCAAAGCAGCAGCUCCAAUGGCUCCAAGCCCAGUGGCCAAAAAGGCCACCCCGGUGCCUAAAGCUGCACAAGCCGCGCAAGCGUUCAAAGCGAUGCCACAGAAGGCACCACCUCUACAGCCUCAAGCUGCACAAGCUGCAUCGCCAUUGCCAGUGCCCAAACCGAAAGUGGAGCCCCGCAAGAGCUUUGCAGAGCAAGUCGCAGUUGGUGUCUCGAGCAUCUUUGGCAAGUCCACGCCGCCCAAAGCAAAAAGCAAGGAAAGCGUUCAGACAGGGCCACCGCCAAGCGUGAUGAGUAUGAUUCGGAAAAGCUAUCAAGCGGCGGCAAAAAGCGAAGAACAGCCCAAGGACGUCAAAGAGGAGAAGACGCCAAUACCAAAGCCGAAAACACCAGGACGAGUUUCCACAAGAUCUGUGCAAGCAUUGCCUCGGAAAACUCAGCGAAGCAGUGCGGUUGGAGAAGAAGAUCUUAGUGCAACGCCGCAAUCCACAGAACCUCCAAGGCUUGUGCGACAUGUCUCCCAACCGCUGUUUGCUGGACCUGCGUUGUCCAGGGGUGUGUCAGGCCAGAGAUCACCUCUACUGCUGAAUCGGGUCAUUUCGACGCCGCUGGAGCAGGUGGCAGAUCCUCACAAGCUCGAAGAAGAGUUGAAGCGUGCCCACCUUUCAGAAUUGCUGGAUAAAGAGCUUCAGGCAGAGCUGAAGAAGGCACAGCCUGACAAUGUUCGGGACUUUGUGCGAGACUUUUGCCUGCGCAUGGCAGCUCCCAAAUUUCAGCAUCGGCUGUUCUUCAACGCCCGCCUUGGUGUGUCUUGGCGAAUACCUCCGGCGGCAACUUCAAUCGUCGCUGCCACCCGCAUUUUUCGGUCUCUCAGGAGAUGGGUGCGACGUGAGCUAACUCGCAUUGGACGAAAGCCUCGUGACCCUGAGCUUGCAUGGGCAGAGGCACGAAUAGCUCCCAUGACUGCAGCGGCUUUAAGGAGCAACUGGCGUAGAGUUGAGGAGGCCAUUUGCAAAGAGACAAGCUGGGAGGCUGGAAUCGCUGCUCUGCAAAUUCUGCUGGAGCGCGGUUUCGAUCCCAAUGCCGCUCCAUUCAGGAUCUCGCCGCUCUUGCUGGCAUCGCUUGCAGGGAAUCUUCACGCGGCACAGUUUCUUUAUGUUCGCGGUGCUGACAUGCAUCAAGGAGGAGGUGCUAGCCAGCAUCAGCAAUUGCUUCCAAUCGAUGGAGCAUCAGCUUGCGGAUUCUUGCGCCUCGUGGCCUUCUUCCGGGAAAACGGUUCAACUGGUGCCAGGGCAUUGCAUUUUGCUGCCAGUGGCGGACACCUGGAUGUUUGCAGAUAUUUGCUGGCUACCGGGGUGAGUCCAGAUCUCAAGGCUGACAAAGGAAUUUCAGCCUUUACUCUUGCUCUGUUGUAUGGUGAAUGCUUGGCUGCGCUGGUCUUGCUGCCGAAUUGUUCACCUGCCAAUCUUGAAGAGGCCUUGCCCGGCGAGGUGUGCUGGAGAGUAGGCUUGGCGGGUGGCUCCACUGUGUUGCAUUUAGCAGCACAUUUAGGUGGAUCCAGAGAAAGACUACUGGCUCCACUGCUUGAGAGAUGUCCAGUGCUGCUGAACCGUGCCAACUGGGCGCAGGAGAUUCCCGCAAUGCUUGCUCCCACAAUGAUGCGACCCACGCUGCAACCACGAUCACUUCAUGCAUUCGAGGCGUUGGGCGAAUGCCCUGAGAGUGCCAGCGUUGAAGAUCGAAUGAAGGUUGCCAUUGCAGGAGUCCUUGGCGAGGAUGCCAGUGCCACCGAUGACCAGCUGAAGGGAGAAAUGUGUGUCAUUUGCAUGGAGGGCCCAGCAGACGGGGAAACACCCUUCAAGCGACUCUAUUGUGGCCACUGCUUCCAUCGCGGUUGUUUGGGUGGCUGGCGUGCGGAGGGACAGAACGGCGCAUCAUGCCCGGCAUGCAGAAAACCUUUGCCUGAGCCCACUGCUCGUGCGGAGGCUGGAGGCCUGACUCUCCUUGAGCUGGCGACCCUGGGAAACUCAGACGACCUGGCAUCCCUACUUCUUUCAGUAGGAGCAGGCGGCAAGGCAUCGAAGAGCUCGGACAUCACGCCUCUCAUGUGGGCGCACUGGAAAGGAUGCGAAGCAGUUGCAACCGUCCUUACCUCGAAAGGCUGGCAGCUCACCAACAGUGACUUGGAAGGCAGGGAGAUGAGUAUUGCCAUGGAUUGCUUCAAAUUACAAGCUGAGAUUGUGACCAAUAGAUUGCGAUAG